AUGUCCUCUAAUGAUCAAAGACCAUCCACUCCUCCUCCUCGAACAUUCGAUUCGACUUUCCUUCAGGCAACGCCCGAACAUAUCAAACAAAUUGAAAUCAACCGACUCAAAGCCAAAGAUGCUCAACGUCAAAGGGAACAAGAAUCCUCUUCUUCCAAUGCUCUGAAUUCUAACAACAAGCGACCGCUCUCCGGAGCUGCAGCGCGAAAUGAUACUAUCCUCUCAUCCUCCAAACCGCUGCAACGAGACUCGCGUCUUGGAACAUAUUUCGAAUAUGAUCUCUCAAAAAUGGUUAAUACCAAGGGAGGCUUCUUGUUAGAUGACGAUGGCAAGAAAGUAGACGAGGAACUACGAAGAAAGGAAAAGGAAAGAGAGAAGCAAAGAGAUGUACACAAUCUGGAUAUGCCCAUGUUUCUCGAUCCUGACCGUAAUGCAAAAUGCAGAGAAUGUAACUCCAUGGACAUCGACCCGACGUUUAUGAAAGUAUUCAAAUGUCUGGUCUGUAAGCCCUGUCAACGCGAAUAUCCAGAAAAGUACAGUCUAUUAACGAAAACAGAGUGUAAAGCCGAUUAUUUGCUCACGGAUCCUGAACUCCAGGACGAAGAACUGAUGCCACAUCUACUCAAAGCCAAUCCCCACGCUUCUACCUACGCUAACAUGAUGUUGUAUCUGCGUUGGCAAGUUGAAGACUUCGCUUGGAAGAAAUGGGGAUCUCCCGAAGCAUUGGAUGCCGAGUUUGAAAGACGAACAGCGGAAAAGAAUAAAAAGAAAAACAAGAAGUUUGAACAGAGCUUAAAAGAGCUUCGAAAGCGAACAAAAGAAGGCGUUUGGCAGAGGCGAAAAGAUGCUGAGCAUAAGCAUGUUUUUAGUCAAGUGCAGGGCAUUCGGGACGGCAUCGGAGAGCAACAUGAGCAAAUCUCUACCUCACUCGAAGUAGAGCAAAUUGAAGUAAACCUCUUUCGUUCGAAGUCUUUAUGGUUACCUUUGCUUGCUCGUGGUGCGUUUGGUGGUGUGGAACGGGUGCGCGAUGGCAGAUCCUACGUUACUCGUUCUGUGAAAGCAAUCCAAAACGGACGCAUCAUUUUCAUCAUGGUGUGCUCGUUCCAAAAACCUGAGCCAUGGCAACCAGUUCACCAAUGGAAAAUGCCUAUUGUUCCACCUCCAGAGGAAUGCCCUGACGAAGAAGUUAACUAUGCCCGCGUCAUCCAGGAUCCCAAUUCGUCGCCGAAUGUAGUCAAGUUUUUCCAGGAUCGGCUUCAAGAGCGUGCUCGAAGUCCAAUAGCAAUUAAAUCAGCUAAAGGGCCUUAUGUUAGCUCAGACGGCAUUGAGCGCUAUGUGUAUUGGAUGAAAGCAAGAGAUAUACCCCGAUAUGAAGCACCGUUCCAAAAGUCAACUGAAUGA
Molecule: messenger RNA, 1401 nt
Organism: Psilocybe cubensis
Lineage: Eukaryota; Fungi; Basidiomycota; Agaricomycetes; Agaricales; Agrocybaceae
Exons: 9
Coding region: 1-1401 (466 amino acids)
Biological process (GO): nucleotide-excision repair involved in interstrand cross-link repair; UV-damage excision repair; base-excision repair
Cellular component (GO): nucleotide-excision repair factor 1 complex
Molecular function (GO): damaged DNA binding
Source: RefSeq, a predicted model, not a curated record